Prosopis cineraria is the source of this 1445-nucleotide messenger RNA. RefSeq names its product probable carboxylesterase 2. The coding region runs from base 40 to 1197 and encodes 385 amino acids. The transcript has a single exon. Lineage: Eukaryota; Viridiplantae; Streptophyta; Magnoliopsida; Fabales; Fabaceae. Gene Ontology annotation, molecular function: hydrolase activity. The record is from RefSeq and is a predicted model, not a curated record.
AAAAUCCUUCUCCCAUUUUCCAUCCAACCAACGAGAGAGAUGACGGCGAUGAAGACACUUUUCACUGUACACACUCAUCCAAGCUAUCUAUUCUCCAAUGCUUUUCUCAGCCAUUCAUCCGCUUCAUCAUCUCUUCCCAUUCUCUCUCACAAGCUUCCUCGUCCUCGUCUUCCCUCUCUAAAACUCUCGAACCCAUCUCAUUCUGCUUCUACUGCCUCUCAGCUUUCCACCAUGGAUUCUUCCACUAGCUCUACCGACUCCGACCAGCUCGCCUACGACCUCUCUCCCAUCAUGAAAGUCUACAAAGACGGUCGUAUAGAGAGACUCGCCGGCGAAGAGGUUGUUCCUCCGUGCUUCGACCCUGUCACCGAUGUCGAGUCCAAAGACGUCGUGAUUUCUAAAGACGACGGCGUAUCUGCCAGGAUUUUCCUUCCCAAAAUUACAAACCCAGAUCAGAGAUUCCCUCUUCUUGUUUACUUCCAUGGCGGUGCCUUCUGCAUCGAAACCCCAUUCUCCCAGAACUACCACAACUACGUCAACGCUCUUGCUUCUCAGGCCAACGUCAUCGGCGUCUCCGUCCACUACCGGAGGGCGCCUGAGCACCCGGUUCCGACCGCCCAUGAAGAUUCAUGGACUGCUCUGAAAUGGGUAGCUUCCCAUUCCGCCGGCAACGGCCCCGACGAGUGGUUGAAUCGUCACGCCGAUUUGGGGAAGGUGUUCUUAGCUGGGGACAGUGCGGGCGCGAACCUCGCUCACCACAUGGCGAUUCGGAUCGGGUUGGAGAAACCGCCAGGUGUGGAACUGGAAGCCAUUGCUCUAGUGCACCCUUAUUUCUGGGGAGUGGAACGAAUUGGAUGCGAGUUGAAGGACGCUGAAUCUGCAGCGAAGGCGGAUAAUCUAUGGCGAUUUGCCUGCCCGACCACAUCGGGAUCCGAUGAUCCGUUGAUUAACCCGGAGAAGGAUCCGAAUAUAGGGAAGAUAGGCUGUAAGAGGGUGCUUGUUUGUGUUGCAGAGAAGGAUUUGCUGAAGGACAGAGGAUGGUACUACAAAGAAGUGUUGCAGAGAAAUGGGUUUUGUGGAGAUCUGGAGGUGAUGGAGACGAAAGAGGAAGGCCAUGUGUUCCACAUGUACAAACCAAGCUGUGAGAGUGCUCUUGCCAUGUUCUGUCGUCUUGUUUCCUUCAUCAAACAGGAUUAAGCAUGCAGUAAUUAAGUUUUAGUUGACUCUUAAUUAUUAUGAUUUAGUUUGAGCAUGUAUGAAGAGUAAUCAAUGUAGUGAAUAUGGAAGCAUGUAUGAAGUAAUCGACAAUAUAUAUGCUCCAGGCGUGGCUGCGUGGAAGCAAAAAUUUCACUGGCAGAGGGGGAAGUUUCCUUAUGUAAUUGAUUUAGGUAAUUUAAUUUUUAGCUCCUCAUUAUUUGGUUAUUAAUUUAAUUUUUUAAGUUUAA